Messenger RNA from Fonsecaea pedrosoi CBS 271.37, 417 nucleotides. RefSeq lists its product as uncharacterized. Lineage: Eukaryota; Fungi; Ascomycota; Eurotiomycetes; Chaetothyriales; Herpotrichiellaceae. The record is from RefSeq and is a predicted model, not a curated record. The transcript has 2 exons. Bases 1 to 417 code for a protein of 138 amino acids.
AUGAAGGAACCCUGCAUCCGAGGCAGCGUUUUCUCUUGGGCUGUUUGUUGGUGCAUGAACAAAGUGCGGAAUCUUGCGAGGUGGGAUUCGCCAAGGCCGCCGCAGUCUCUGCCAGAGACGCCGACCCCAGCGACCCCGGCAGCCCCGUUGUCGCAACCGGAGCGGAGACCGUCCACGACAUCGUCGGAGGAGGUAUUGGCCCUCGAAGAGGCCCUUGCGGCGGCCCAGACACCGCCAGAGCCAGAGCAAGCCGACGAGGCUUUACAAGGGGGUCCGCCAAUGGCACAGAACCCCCCUUCUCCUCCAUCGCCACCACAGACGCCUGGGCCCCAGCCACAGGCCUCUUCACCUUGUCCCUCUCGUCCUCUCCCUCAACAGCCGCAGCAACAGCAGCAGCAGCAGCAGCAGCAGCUGUAA